AUGUCGACGCGGCUGACAAAUUUUUUCGCUGUGAGGCGGGAUUCCUCACGUGCUUCCGUCAAGAGGUCUAAAAACGUGUUAGAUGAACCAGAAGUGCAAGCAAAGUUGCUAAAGCCCAGGGUGUCUUCCUCAUCGACGGGAAGCGCGGUAUUUCCUACGUCGACAAGUUCAUCUUCAAAAAUUGUGAAUGAUGUCCCGGUUACGACCCUUAGUGCUGCGACAGAAUCAAAUCCAAAGCGUCGGAAAUUACCCGCACACAAACGUUUUGCUUACCUGGCUCAGAAUGAAACCGAUAAAUUGACGGAUGUUACAGAGUCUAGUACAAUAAUUAAAUCAACUCUUCGAGAUGCUGAACCUGAUAAUGGAUUUUCUCAACAGGAUCAGAAUAUUAACGCCAAAGAGUCAUAUGGAGAGCACUCAUUUAAAGUGGAAACCACGAUCCCCGAAACGCCCGAAACAUCAAGUUUUGGAAGCUUACAUUGUGUCGCGUCGAAUAAAUCUGCUGCCUGUUCUCAGAACUCAGCAGUUAUUGGCUUAUUGCAUCACGGUACGCCAACAAAAGAACUACAGGCUUUAACUAAAUCUGUUAGUCAGCCCAGUACUCCCAAUAAAGAGGCUAGUAUUGGUAUCAAGCAAGUGGCUUCGAUUGCUAAAAAAGCUAAAACGGACGUUUUAACCUUAUCUCCGGUUUCCCCUGCUUUGCAUCUGCCUUACCACAUGGAGCGGCUUUUGGAACUCUUCAGGACAUGCGAAACAAUCGUUAGUACGCUUCACAAUCGGUCUGAGGUUUGCAGCUUCGACAAGAUAAAACCCGCUGUUCAGGAAGUAGUGCGCUGUGAAUUCACCGAGGAAACAGUUGGAAAAUUCGCGGCUGUCUAUCCCCAGGCUUAUAAGUUUCGAUAUGACAACCAAUUGGAUAAGCUAACUAAACUGGUGCUGAGCACAUACACGCUCGUGUUGGUCCCCAAUCUUCGGACCGACAACACUCAGAUGGCUCGCGACUCUCCCUCAAAAGGUCAUCUCGUUUUUACCGGUACUCGUCUCAUUCAACGACGUCAUAUUUUCCACAAAUCCCUUCUAGCACGAGUCCUGAAGGCACACCGGGCCUUUCUUAUUUCUCGCCUCGGUGUGUCAGAGAGCGACCUACCGGGAGACUCCGCCCUCCGUCGUUGGCACCCCUCCUUUGCGUUGGACACAGCUGUUCCUGAAGUAGAACCCGCCCCUUUGCCUCCUCGACCAGCGUCCUCUGGUCGCGACGCUAGAAUUACAUCGGCACGUGAAGCCGUAGCCGCAUUUCGAGCUCGCGCACUAUUUCGAGAAGCGAAUGUAUGCGAGAAGCUUGUAACCAUGCCGUCAACAUCCACGUGUAACGAAAAGGAGACAAUAGAGUCUUCCACGAAAUCGUCGUCUUACUCAUCCGUUUUAAAAGGCGUUUCGGCGUCGCUGCUGGCCAGAGUACGUGAGCGCGAAAAACAAAUGCAGUUAUCAAUUCUCACACGCCCACCAGUUUCGGCCUCAGAAAUGGCUGCCUACUCUGCUCUUCCGACUACCAUCACUCAAGUUUGGCGUGAAUUGCGCACGGCAGGGGGACGUCCAAUUCCCUUAGCCACCGUCGCCACACGUCUUUCUCAGUCAAGCGGAUCUGGUUUACCACUGGGUGAGUUCACGGUCCACCAAAACCGACUUCUUUUUAGCCGGUCCUCAUUUUUAACUAAAGCAUUGAGCCCUCACUACGUCAAAUUCGAAAAUUUUAGUAAUGAGGCGACAAGUCGAAUUGAGGGCCUGCUGACAUUGGUGCCAGAUUGGCUGGAGAAGGUUUCCUGGGCGAAACCGCACCUCAGGCUAAAAGGGGGCAGUGAUGACAAGCCGCUCAAGGAGGUGAUUGAAGAAGCGAAGAACAAAAUGAGAGAAAAAGAAAUUCUUUAG
This is a messenger RNA of Mesocestoides corti, 1926 nucleotides long. The record is from the annotation of a GenBank genome assembly. Lineage: Eukaryota; Metazoa; Platyhelminthes; Cestoda; Cyclophyllidea; Mesocestoididae.